GUAUUGGGGCUUCAUUGUUCGCGCUGGGCCCGGCAGUUUAGUGUAAUUGCCGCCGAAGAAGGAGGCGGGGUAACCUCCGGUCAGCCGAGAAACCCGGCUAUCCCGCAGCCAUAGCCGCUCAAAAGAUUUGUGAGGUAGUAAAGGGUAGGGAGCUGGACCUGGAGGCGCCGCCGCGACAGCAGCAGCCAUGGAGGACGAAAUGCCUAAGACUCUAUAUGUUGGUAACCUUUCCAGAGAUGUCACAGAAGCUCUAAUUCUCCAGCUCUUUAGCCAGAUUGGACCUUGUAAAAACUGCAAAAUGAUUAUGGAUACAGCUGGAAAUGAUCCGUAUUGUUUUGUGGAGUUUUAUGAGCAUCGUCAUGCAGCUGCAGCACUAGCUGCUAUGAAUGGGCGGAAGAUAAUGGGUAAGGAAGUCAAAGUGAAUUGGGCAACAACUCCCAGCAGUCAAAAGAAAGACACAAGCAGUAGUACCGUUGUCAGCACACAGCGUUCACAAGAUCAUUUCCAUGUCUUUGUUGGUGAUCUCAGUCCAGAAAUUACAACUGAAGAUAUAAAAGCUGCUUUUGCACCAUUUGGAAGAAUAUCAGAUGCCCGAGUGGUAAAAGACAUGGCGACAGGAAAGUCUAAGGGAUAUGGCUUUGUCUCCUUUUUCAACAAAUGGGAUGCUGAAAACGCCAUUCAACAGAUGGGUGGCCAGUGGCUUGGUGGAAGACAAAUCAGAACUAACUGGGCAACCCGAAAGCCUCCAGCUCCAAAGAGUACAUAUGAGUCAAACACCAAACAGCUAUCAUAUGAUGAGGUCGUAAAUCAGUCUAGUCCAAGCAACUGUACUGUGUACUGUGGAGGCGUCACUUCUGGGCUAACAGAACAACUAAUGCGUCAGACUUUUUCACCAUUUGGACAAAUAAUGGAAAUUCGAGUCUUUCCAGAUAAAGGAUAUUCUUUUGUUCGGUUCAAUUCCCAUGAAAGUGCAGCACAUGCAAUUGUUUCUGUUAAUGGAACUACCAUUGAAGGCCAUGUUGUGAAAUGCUAUUGGGGCAAAGAAACUCUCGAUAUGAUAAAUCCUGUGCAACAGAAUCAAAUUGGAUAUCCACAAGCUUAUGGCCAGUGGGGCCAGUGGUAUGGGAAUGCACAACAAAUUGGCCAGUAUAUGCCUAAUGGUUGGCAAGUACCUGCAUAUGGAAUGUAUGGCCAGCCAUGGAACCAGCAAGGAUUUAAUCAGACACAGUCUUCUCCACCAUGGAUGGGACCAAAUUAUGGAGUGCAGCCACCUCCAGGACAGAAUGGCAGCAUGAUGCCUAAUCAGCCUGCAGGGUAUCGAGUGGCAGGGUAUGAAACCCAGUGAAAAAGGACUCCAGAAUCUAAAGUCAGGGGCUUAAGGCUACAGGGAGUAGUAAAGCCGUUGUUUACUUACAGAUUUAUCAAAUCAGUCAGAGCAAAUGUCAGAUACAGUGUAUUUAUUUAAAAGAUUCAUUUUUCAAUCAUGAAAUUACUUAUCAUCCACAUUGUUUUAAAAAGAAACAAGAUGCUGGAUGUCUGCCAAUUUUUGCCUUCAUUACCUUUUUUGAUAAAGAUUCUCAGAUCCUUGUUUCAAAUACAAAUGCAGGGAUUGCUGCCACUUUUUUAAAAUUGAGGCAGAAAAUUGCACAAUGUUGAACUUUUUUCCACUGAAGUAGUAUGCAGUUCUAGUUUGCAUUCCUGAUAUGAUUUAAAACAUGUAAUAUAAAGAUGUAAAAAAAAAGAAAAACCAAAACUGUGCAGAGUCUAGAAGUUCUUUGUAAUCUUCAGCUAAUGCACAAUUCUGUUUUAGGUUUUUUUGAAAUAGACAUUGUUUGAGCUGUCCCAUCACCACUAUUUCCCUCUGCCGUUUUUAAAUAUAAAUUAUUAGUUUACAUCAUUUUUGUAUCUACAUUUUUUCACAAAUUUGUCUUGCCUUAUUAAAGUUCUGUAAAAUACACUUAAAUGGGAAAAAAAAUGAUGUUCAUUUAGAUUGAAAACUUUUCUCAGAUGGAUUGAUAAUUGUAUUCAUCUUGUGUUUUAUAUGAGAAGGUGCCUCAAGAAUUCCCUGUUUAAUCUGUUUAAAAGGGUUUUUAUCUUCUGUGAUAAACUUUGCUGUGUACCAGGAAUUAUAAAAACAAAAACUUGUUACUAAAGAAAAUCUCUGAAAUGUGAUAAGUUCUUAUGAACCCAUGUUAAUUUCAUAUGUCAACUUCUAUAUUUACAUGUAUUAUUUCAUUAUGUAAAAUGUUUUAGCAAUUUAAUAUUUUGCACAGUUACCAAACUUUGUAUGUCAUUUCCUCCUUAAAGGCAUCAUGCAGAGUCGACCGGAGAUUUAUAAAGUUUUGUUUGCAUGUGAAUAUCAAAUACACACUUUGGUAGUCUUUGAAUACAAAGUCAUCAGCUCUUGUUUUUCAAGAAUUUUGAAACACAAAGUUGUAUGUAAAAAAAAUAUUAAUUUGCCAUAUUCUAGUUAUAUUUACUCAAAAAGAGUAAAUCAACUUGAUUUGAAUAUGUACAAACGAUAGCUGUGAAACUGUAGAAUGUCCUUAUGUCAGGCACGGGGGUUCCUUGUGAACUCCAGAAGUAGCCUGAAUGACCAGCCAGACAAAGCAUUUUUUAAAUGUUCAGAGGCCAAAAGAUCAACAACAACAACAAAAAAAAACCCUUGAAAUCCUACCUCCUUAAACAGCCUUCAAAGAGGAGAAUCCUCAGUGCAAUCAUUACUUUGAUUCUUUUGGUACCUGUUUUCCUGGAGUUCCUAGUUUUAUUAUUUUGGGUUGGCUCCAAGCAUUAAGAAGUUUAAUUUUUGAUGGCAUUGUUCUAGUUUUGAAAUUUUAGUACAUUUCAGAGUCUCUUUGAACAAUAGUGGGAGAUUUUGUUUGUUUUGUUUUGUUUUCUGUAAAAGUCACAAACUCUCCUGUUUGACUCACAAAGGGAAAGGAUCCCCAGUAUACCUAUUUGGAUGCUUGGUUGUUCUUUUUAAGACCAGAGAGCUCCCGGUGUUUUGUUUAGGAACAGAAAAGGCCCGUCGAAUCUUAAGAGAUUCCUGGCCUGUAUUCUCCAGGUAGCAGCAAAGGAGCCUAAACUGGUCUCUAAGCCAAUACUCCAGUAAACCAGAGCCCAGGAAAGACAGCUCUUAAAUGUGUGUAAUUCUCUGGGGCUCAAUUCUAUGCAGUUAUAAACACUUAGGAAUUUUAUUUCCUUGUUAACUUCUACAGAUCAGGGCAUGCAACCAAAAGCAGCUUAAAUGAAAUACUCAAAAAAUGAAAUGAUAGGAUGCUGUUUUUAGAUUCUUCUGGUUUAUGUUCCUGUUUUAGGACCCUCGUCGUUUUUCUCUUAUUCAAAAAAGUUUUAUGUCCUAUACAUCUGUGGACUGCAGGGUAAAUUAUUUGGGCAUAAAUAAGCAAAAGUGUAGUUUUCCUUUCAUUUUGACUGUCUCAAGUAAUAAUACUUUUUAUUAGCCAAUAUUUUUUUAUUGCACAAUUCUAAAAUGUACAGACUACUUUUUGAGAAGAAAGUAGUAUUACUCAAAGGGUUACUACUGAACAAAUUUGCAAUUCAGGAACAUUGCUAACUUUGCUAUAAAUCUUAUUCUCAGUGUUAAAUCACUUUAAAAAUUUACAGUCUAAAAAUCAUACUGGUAUUAGUAUCCGGUAAGGAAAUUACAGUUUUAAAAUGAAUUCAUUCUCUGCAAUAUGCAUUCAGAUUUUACUUUAAAAUACAUCUGGUACUGUAAAGAACCUGAAGUGGUUCACACUUAAGGGGUUCAUUAAUCCAGUAUUCUUUGCCCUGACUGUUUGGAUAUUAAAGUUCCUUUAUGUUUUCUAUAA
Dama dama (fallow deer) is the source of this 3830-nucleotide messenger RNA. RefSeq names its product TIA1 cytotoxic granule associated RNA binding protein (gene TIA1). Bases 188 to 1345 code for a protein of 385 amino acids. Gene Ontology annotation, molecular function: mRNA binding. The record is from RefSeq and is a predicted model, not a curated record. NCBI's taxonomy places the organism in Eukaryota, Metazoa, Chordata, Mammalia, Artiodactyla, Cervidae. The transcript has 13 exons.